Molecule: messenger RNA, 1755 nt
Organism: Dermacentor silvarum
Lineage: Eukaryota; Metazoa; Arthropoda; Arachnida; Ixodida; Ixodidae
Exons: 1
Coding region: 1-1755 (584 amino acids)
Source: RefSeq, a predicted model, not a curated record
AUGGACGCACGUUAUGCCAACGAGGUCCGGGAUAACCUUGCCAACCCACCAACGGCCAACCUCUAUGAACACCUGAAGACUGCACUUAUCCGCCGCCUUUCGCUCUCGGAAGAACAGAAGAUACGACAACUUCAGUCCGCAGAGCUUGCUGAGCGCAAACCUUCAGCGCUCCUGCGCCACAUGCGUGCGCUCGCGGGCAACAUGCAAGCCCAGGAUUCUUUCCUGCGAGCGCUUUGGCUCCAACGACUCCCGCCGCACGUCCAGGCAAUUCUGCAAGCUCAGAUUAGUGUACCUCUCAACGAACUUGGGGAGAUUGCUGAUCGCUUCAUCGAGGCCUCCUUGCCGCAGUUGUCGCCCACCAACCAGUCUGUCGCCGCACCGCUGAACACGACAGAGCUUGCGCGCCGUAUCGACGACAUCGAUCGACAGCUCACCUCCAUUCAACGACACCUGGGUGAACGUCUUCCGAUGCAACAGCGCUGCCACUUACAAAGCCGCGACCUUAACACCAGUUCGUUCCGGCAACCUGAUAACUACGGCCCGUGUUACUACCAGCGACGCUUCGGGGACAGAGCCCGGCAAUGUCAUCCACCCUGUUCCGUGGACACGCGGAAAACUCCAACGGCAGCUUGUAGAGACGGCCGCAAGCUGCCAACCCGGAGGCCGUCGCAUCUUCGUCACCGACCAAAUCACGAAGCAGCGGUUCCUUGUCGACAGCGGUUCCGACAUUUGCUGCUACCCGCGAUCCAUCUUCAAGAUCCUCGUCCGCCUACGUCUUUCGAGCUCAGUGCGGCAAACCGCUCCACAAUCAAGACGUACGGCUCCCUCCGCCUGCACAUCCAGCUCAGAAAUUUACGCCAUGACCUUCACUGGAACUUCGUCACCGGCGACGUCGCCGAGCCAAUCAUCGGCUCAGACUUUCUGGCCCACUACAAACUCCUUCCGGACUGCCGCAACGACCUCCUCAUCGACGCGACAGCGGGACACUCCACACCAGGCCAGCGAACGACCGCUCAACAGCCAAGCAUCAAGGUACUCAGUGUUUACAAUCAUUCGGCGUACCACGCCAUCGUCGCCGAAUUUCCAGGAUUGACGCGCCCCAGCGGACAGCCACGCAAAGUGCAGACCACUUCAGGCCACCCGGUUUUCUGCCGCGCCCGUCGCUUUGCCCCGGACCGCAUGCACAUAGCCAAAGCAGAGUUCGAGGCCAUGCUCCGCGAAGGAAUCGCCCGCCGCUCUGACAGUCCAUGGGCCUCGCCACUCAGCCUUGUGCCGAAGAAGACCGAAGGCUGGCGGCCCUGUGGGGACUACCGUGCCCUCAACGCGCGCACCAUCCCGGACAGGUACCCCGUCCACCACAUACAGGACUUCGCCCAUGGCAUUCAUGGCUGCCACGUGUUCUCCGUGCUAGACUUGGUGAAGGCCUAUACACAGAUACCCGUCAAUCCGGAUGACGUCCCGAAAACGGCAAUCAUCACUCACUUUGCCUUGUUGGAGUUUCCCUUCAUGAGCUUCGGCCUGAGGAACGCAGGACAAACAUUUCCGCACUUCAUCGACGAAGUAGUCCGCGGCCUCGACGUCUGCUUCGUUUACCUGGACGACAUACUGGUAUUUUCCCGCGACGCCGAAGAGCACCACAGGCACCUUCGUAUGCUGUUACAACGUCUCGAUGACCACGGCCUACUCGUCAAUGUCCAAAAAAGCACGCUAGGCGCUUCCGUCGUCCGCUUCCUCGGCCACGAAGUUUCCAUCUGA